Dama dama (fallow deer) is the source of this 1587-nucleotide messenger RNA. RefSeq lists its product as uncharacterized. The transcript is spliced from 5 exons. NCBI's taxonomy places the organism in Eukaryota, Metazoa, Chordata, Mammalia, Artiodactyla, Cervidae. The coding region runs from base 1 to 1587 and encodes 528 amino acids. The record is from RefSeq and is a predicted model, not a curated record.
AUGAGCUCCCCAGAUGAUGAGGUGUCUCUUUCGGGAGCGGGUUUCAGCGCAGAGUGCGGGGAGCAGACCAGCGGCCUUGAGGCCGGCUCCGCAGGCCUGCAGGGACCCGGCCCUGGCCCCGAGGCGGGGACACCGCGAAGCUGCGAGGGUGAAGGCGGGGAUGGCUUCCCAGAACCUGAGGGCUUCGAGUCAGAGCAGGAGGUGCUGGAAGCGGGAGGGCCGGUGCUGUGGGGCUGCGAAGGUCGGCCUGGCUCCCCGGCUGACAACCAGGAGGACGCCCUGCAGCUGGUUGACGAGUCAGUGGCAGCCAUCCUGCAGCAGCUGGCUGACCUGAACGUGCUGGGCACCCUCAGAUACCUGUCCCAGGAGAGCUAUGCGGUCGGCGAAGUGUCUGCCUUGCGGGACCUCAAGGCGCGUCCCCGCAGUCGAGGCGGUGCCGCCCAGAGGUGUGGGGAAGCGGCACAGACUGAGGCCAGCCCUCUCCAGGUCGGUGGGAACCCUAAGAGAGGCACUAGGAGUAGGUUGAACGUGGCUCUUGAUUGCCAGUGGCCCCCCUCUGAAAGCCCAGCCAGGCUGCUGUCCGACCCCAAGUCCACUGAUGAGUUCAGUGAGAUAGAGCGGAUGAGGGUGAGCAUUUAUCCCAAAGACGGAGGCCAGGCCAAGCUCAACAGCCCCAAGGAUCCCGGGAACCCACCCAGAUGCUUGAAUGUCCAAGGCAGGGAAAAUCUCCUUAAGGUGCCAGGCACUUGCCUGUCCUUGGCUCCACGAGGAUUAAUUUCGGUUGAGGGCAGGCAGGGCAGGCAGAGCGACACAGAGCAGGAGGACAUCUCUCCCCCUAAGAAAAUGCAGAGUGUGCUCUGGGGGAAGGGGGGCAGCCUGCCCAGCUACCCGAGAGUAGCAGUAGCAUCAGCUACUGCAGCUGCCGCUACAGGCAGCGGGCCGCAGCCCACUCCUAGGAGGAAGGGGGUCCAGGAGAAGAAAUCCCUUGGGGGCGUCUCCAAACCUGCCGCGGGGAGAACCUUCCCUUCCUGGGGGCAGGGAAUCUCGGCCACUCCCCUGGAACCGGCCACCUUCCCCCCAAUCUCCGGCAUCCCGCUGCUCGGGAGGUCCAAGAAGUAUGCCUUGGUCCCUUGGGGAGCGGAAGAGUCCAAGCACACCAUCGCUGGGAAGAAAUCCGUGGCUAGGCGGGCCUGGGAGUCGGUGGCAGCAAUGGCGGUGUCAGGAGCAGACAACGAACCAAAUAGAGACCCAUUCCCAAAGGGCCAACUUACCACUGACAGGCCAUGGCCAACUUCUCCAUCAGUGCAUCAUGGAGAACCCGGCAGGGCCAACCUCAACAUCAGAGGCACACAGGAUUCAGGAAACUCAGAGCCCGUGGCUAUGAACAAGGGAGAAGUCAGACUCAGAGGGCCUGGCCCAUCAGGUGACCAGGAACCAACUGACCAUCCCCCAAGACCGAAAAGGCAGCAGCAGCCACCUGGAAUGCAGAGCUGUCCUCGGUGUCUGGUGCUACAGAGAGAAAUAGACGAGCUUAAGGAGCAACUUGCCUCCAUGCGGUACCUGGCCAAGAAAUUCCAGAUCCUUUGA